Lingula anatina is the source of this 1963-nucleotide messenger RNA. Its product is annotated as cyclic AMP-dependent transcription factor ATF-6 beta. The record is from RefSeq and is a predicted model, not a curated record. Gene Ontology annotation, molecular function: DNA-binding transcription factor activity, RNA polymerase II-specific; RNA polymerase II cis-regulatory region sequence-specific DNA binding. Gene Ontology annotation, cellular component: nucleus. Gene Ontology annotation, biological process: endoplasmic reticulum unfolded protein response; regulation of transcription by RNA polymerase II. NCBI's taxonomy places the organism in Eukaryota, Metazoa, Brachiopoda, Lingulata, Lingulida, Lingulidae.
AGAAGAUGGUAUGAGUCCUGGAGAGUUGGGGGAGUUUGACUUUGGUCCAGACUGGAUGGAAACAGAUGGGUUGAGGGACCCUGGGGAUAACAGCAGUGACAGUGGCAUCAGCAGUGUUAGUAUCAAACAAGAACCUUUCUCCCCUGCUCUGUCUCAUACCUCAGAUUGCUCUGGUGACUCCUUCCUUCAGCAGACCCCCCUUGAUCAGCUGCCAUUGCUGAACCAGUUUGAUGUGAAGCUUGAGAGUCCUCCUCCAACUCCUCCCCAAGACAACAGUGACAGUGCAGUCCAGUAUAUACAGCCUUCAGCCAUUAGUUGUGGUGUCACAUUCCAGAAGGGGGCAGCAGCAGCAGCUCAACCCGCACACAGCAAGCCACACAUUACCACAGUAAAACUGACACAUGUAACGGGACUGAACCCAGACAGUAAGCCACUGCCACCCAAAGUUGUCAAUGUGUUGAAUUCUAAAGUGAAGAUACAGCCCAAGUUACCCAAUAGUUCUGCCUGUGUAACCCCUGCACCCUCCCCACCGCCACCAACGCCACCUGGUGUAGCACCUGGCUCACCCUGUGCAGGUAGUCAAGGCACAGCUGCCUCCAAACCCCUAGUUCUCACAGCUGAAGAGUUUGCCCGGCUUACUGCCCAGGGAGUACUGAAGUUCCAUCCCCCAGAGCAGGAGGCCAACAAGACCAACAGCUCAGUAGCACAGUGUAUCCCAGUACCACAGGGAGAGGAUCCAAGAGUUUGGAAACGACAACAGAGAAUGAUAAAGAAUAGAGAAUCUGCAAGCUUGUCAAGAAAAAGGAAAAAAGAGUACAUGACUACAAUAGAAAAUCAACUUCAAGAGAUUUCAAGAGAGAAUGAGAAACUCAGACAAGAGAACCAGAAUUUGAAAAGAAAACUUAGUUUAUUAAAUUCAGAGAACAUGGCAUUAAAGCGCAGCACAGGUUCAACAAAGGUGACAGCCACCUGCCUACUUACAGUUCUCUUCAUGUUUGCCCUCAAUUUGGGGCCCAUAAACAAUUUAGUAUUUAAAAGCUCAUCAGAAACCAGCCUAGCUGCCAUUCCAAUGAGUUCGGUCCAUCCUGGAGGUGGGCGCCAUCUAUUAACCUAUGAUGAAACUAUGCAGCAGCCCAUUAGUGGGAAGUAUUUCCCAAGGAGCAAAGCAAGCUUUGAAGACAUUGAGAGCACAUUAGCCGAACUGAAGAGGGGAUUUGAGAGAGAAAAGUUUUUCAGAAAAAAUAAAGACUUCAUUGCAUUUAAUAGUGAGCUGGAGUCCCUCUGUCCAGUGUACUUCAAUAAAACUGAAUCUCAAAGGCUGGCUAACGAGCUGACGGGGUGGGUCUUGGCACACAAAGAAGCCCAAAAGAAAAAGAAAAUUUUAGAAGAAAACAUCAGGGAAAAGAAGGCUGUUGAGGCCAAGAACAGAAAACCUACCAGGAAGAAGUAUGUGAAACCAAAGACAUUGCACGCCAUGAUGAAAGGAGAUUUGGACAUUAAAUAUGCAAAGGAUAGUUACCCUGGCAGUAGCCAGUAUCAGGUUCAGGUCUUCAACGGUCCAGACAAAAGCUACAUGGAUUUCUUGGACUCCAUUCACAGAAGAAAUGACACAUUUUAUGUGGUGUCUUUUAGAAGGGAUCAUCUUCUCUUGCCAGCUGUGGCUCACAAUAAAACCAUGCGGCCCAGGAUGUCCCUGUUGAUGCCUGCACUGCCACUGAAUGAGACUAUGCAGCCCCCGCCAGGUGACAUGGCCAUGAUGCAGAUAGACUGUGAGGUGAUGAACACGCGACUCUUGCACAUCAAGAACACCGCUGUGCCGUCUUUUAUGAAAGAACCUCCCAGCAACGUGACGCACACUGUCGUAACAAACACGGAGACUCCAGACCAUUUGCCGCGAGAGGAAGUGAUUCCAUAAGAGAGACUGUUACGUACCUGAAGCUUUGAAUUACUUGUUGCUGUGAGG